AUUAUUUGAUUUAUAACAUCACCAAAAAUGCCUGUCGAAUGGACGGAUCUUUCUGAAGAAAUAAAGAAAAAAGUUGCGACUAAGCUGGAUUUUAUGACAAGACACUCUGAAAAGCACAUCCCGCUCGGAGCGGGCUCUUGUGAACACCGGUCAAUUCUACGUGCCACGUGUCAGAUUUGGAUACCGAAACUCAAAUGCGUUGAUUAUGAUCUACACCGGAAUUGAGCAGUUUUUGAGAUUGGAGUUCACCACUUGCAUCGAAGGAACUAUGAUUCAUAAAUCCGAAUCCACAUGGGACCGAUCAGAAUGUCUGACAAAAAUGGUGUCAAUCAAGGACCCAUUACAAUGUGCACUUUCAAUCUUCAAGUCCUUGCUCUGCGGAGAUUCGAUAACGAUUGGUGCUAUUGAAUGGGAUGUUGACCCGUCCAAAGAAUUCUACAAUCAACUCAUUAGCAUUAUGGAUACGAGCAAAAUUAUGGUGAAGAAAUGGGUUAUGUUGAAGGAUAGUUGUAUGCUCCAAGAAACUUUGGUACCGAUGCUGUGCGAUAUGGAAAAACUAGAACAGUUGGAACGAGUUGCCAUUGAGAUAUCCUCGAAAAAUUUGAUUCCUGUCAUGAUUUUGGAGAUGAAAGGAGACGACUGUCGGUUCAAAUACAAGCCUUAUACGGUGACUAAAAUUGCAAUGUCGUGUGAAGUUUCUGAAAUCCUUCUAUUUCAAAAGACGUGCUCCAGAACAGUGCUCGAGAGCAACGACGUUGCAGUCGCCACGUGCCGUCAACUUUCCGCGCCUGGAACACCAGCUCGCAAGCCCAACUCGAACCGACACGAGAAAAACGAAUGUUUUCAGUUUUCCAAUCUAUCGAAAUGUGGGCGAUGGGCUCAAAUUGCGUCUACGAAGAACGUGAAAUUGUUGAUUGAUAAUUAUGAGAAGGACCAAUGCGGGCUCUCGUGGCUCUGUAAAAACUGCUCCGACGCUUUCGAUCACUGGUACCAUGUGAAUCUGCCACGUCGUAUCAUCCAGGAACCUCUCUGGACAGGUGUCUUCGGUUUUGCGGGUGCAGAUUUCGAUAAGGAGAUGAAAAGUUUGAAGCUGGAAAGAGACGAGAAGGAUAAGGGAAAGCAACAGAAGAAGAAGAAGAAGGUGGUGGUGACACCCUCUUGGGGAUUCCGGUCUGAUAGUUAUGUACCGUCGAAUUUGGAGAAAAAUCGGGAGAAGAAGAAUCGGAAGAAGGAGAAGAGAAUGGCCAGAAAUGCGGUGGAGCUCGCGAAGCCAAAUACUGAAGUUUCAGUGCUUGCGGAGCUCAAGAAGCCAUUAGAAGCAGGUCCAAAGCUCCCGGAUGCUCUUGAGCCUGAAAUUCCUAAGCCUGUGAAGACCGUUAAUCUUGUAGUAGCCAAGGCUGAAGUUCCAAAGCCCAAACAGCCUACAGAACCCAAGCCAGAAUCCAUCAAGUCGACUGAGAUCAAGCCAAAAGCCCCAAAGCUCCAGAAGCCAAAACAGCCUACAGAAGUCAAGCCUGAAGUCCCAAAGCCCACGGAGCCUCGUAAAACUGUCGGAGACAAGCCGAAAGCUCCGGAGCCUAAAACUGCAAAACUUGCCGAGCCAGCUAAAUCCGUAGAGACUGAGAUCAAGCCAAAAGUCCCAAAGCUCAAAGAACCCGAAAAGCCUACAGAGGCCAAGCCAGCACCCAUCAAGUCGACUGAGAUCAAGCCAAAAGCCCCAAAGCUCAAGGAGCCCGAAAAGCCUGCAGAACCCAAGCCAGAAUCCAUCAAGUCGACUGAGAUCAAGCCAAAAGCCCCAAAGCUCAAGGAACCCGAAAAGCUUGCAGAACCCAAGCCAGAAUCCAUCAAGUGGACUGAGAUCAAGCCAAAAGCCCCAAAGCUCAAGGAGCCCGAAAAGCCUGCAGAACCCAAGCCAGAAUCCAUCAAGUCGACUGAGAUCAAGCCAAAAGCCCCAAAGCUCAAGGAGCCCGAAAAGCCUGCAGAACCCAAGCCAGAAUCCAUCAAGUCGACUGAGAUCAAGCCAAAAGCCCCAAAGCUCAAGGAGCCCGAAAAGCCUGCAGAACCCAAACCAGAAUCCAUCAAGUCGACUGAGAUCAAGCCAAAAGCCCCAAAGCUCAAGGAGCCCGAAAAGCCUGCAGAACCCAAGCCAGAAUCCAUCAAGUCGACUGAGAUCAAGCCAAAAGCCCCAAAGCUCAAGGAACCCGAAAAGCCUACAGAGGACAAGCCAGCACCCAUCAAGUCGACUGAGAACAAGCCAGAAGCUCCAAAGCUCCAGAAGCCCAAACAGCCUACAGAACCCAAGCCAGAAUCCAUCAAGUCGACUGAGAACAAGCCAGAAGCUCCAAAGCUCCAGAAGCCAAAACAGCCUACAGAAGUCAAGCCUGAAGUCCCAAAGCCCACGGAGCCUCGUAAAACUGUCGGAGACAAGCCGAAAGCUCCGAAGCCUAAAACUGCAAAACUUGCCGAGCCAGCUAAAUCCGUAGAGUUCAUGCCCAAAGCUUCACAGCUCCGUGAGCCUGUCAAGCCUACAGUAGUCGAGCCUGAACAAAAUUUGAAGCUAUUGGAUAAGCCUGCCCAGCCUGAAAUUGCCAAGCUCGAUGAGCCUCACAAGCCCACCGAGGAAGUUCUAGAGAGGUGCAAGGCGCUUGACAAGCUCUGGGAGCAAUUUUGCGGUGGUCAGAUCUGACAUCGUAACCUACAGGAAUUCGACAUCUACUCUAGCU
Molecule: messenger RNA, 2723 nt
Organism: Caenorhabditis elegans
Lineage: Eukaryota; Metazoa; Nematoda; Chromadorea; Rhabditida; Rhabditidae
Gene: C31G12.4
Product: CW-type domain-containing protein
Exons: 7
Coding region: 206-2686 (826 amino acids)
Source: RefSeq, marked reviewed